This is a messenger RNA of Aegilops tauschii subsp. strangulata, 1880 nucleotides long. Its product is annotated as receptor-like cytoplasmic kinase 176. Lineage: Eukaryota; Viridiplantae; Streptophyta; Magnoliopsida; Poales; Poaceae. The record is from RefSeq and is a predicted model, not a curated record. Gene Ontology annotation, molecular function: protein kinase activity; ATP binding. Gene Ontology annotation, biological process: protein phosphorylation.
CCCACCACCCGUGCUAGUGGUAGUGUAUCGGGUUCCCCUUCCUCCCUCCCAUCGCCCGCUCGCUCGCUUUCUGCCUUUCCCCCGCUCGCUCGGUGGCGGUGGCGGUGGUGGAGAAAGUUGAGGAGGGGGCCGGCCGGGUAGCCAGCGCACGGGGAAAAGGAGGGGCGGAGGGGGACGCACGCAAAGGCAGAUAUACUUUCUUUCCACCGCCGGCCUCCUCUCCCGGAGGAGUUCCGAUUCCCCCCUCUCUUUUUCUCUCUCUCUCUUUCUUGCUCUGCUCUCUCUCUUCUUUCUCUCUCUUCUUUCUCUCUCUCUUUCUUGCUCUGCUCUGAAAGUUGAUUGGCCGGUUCAUCUCCGGCGGCUCGAUUCGGGGGCCGGUCCGGCGAGUGAGUCGCCAUGGGGAACUGCUGGGGCGCCAAGAUCAGCUCCGACAGCUCCUCCUCCUCCCCUUCAGGGACAAAUUCCAAGUAUGCUAGUAGGAAUGGGGCGGCCUUGAGCAGCUCCAGCAGCUAUGCCUCCGCGGCGUCAGUGCCACGGAGCGAGGGGGAGAUUCUGGAGUCAGCGAAUGUCAAGGCCUUCUCUUUCAAUGAGCUGAGGACCGCCACGAGAAACUUCCGGCCAGACAGUGUGCUAGGAGAGGGAGGGUUCGGGUCAGUCUUCAAGGGGUGGAUCGAUGAGAAGACCCUCACCCCAACCAAGCCUGGCACCGGGAUGGUCAUUGCUGUGAAGAAGCUUAAUCAGGAAAGCUAUCAGGGCCAUAGGGAAUGGCUGGCUGAAGUGAAUUACCUCGGACAACUAUCACACCCGAAUCUUGUAAAGCUCGUUGGGUACUGUGUCGAAGACGAACAGCGGCUUCUCGUCUACGAGUUCAUGCCUCGUGGGAGUUUGGAGAAUCAUCUCUUUAGGAGGAGUACACAUUUCCAGCCGCUCUCCUGGAACCUUCGGAUGAAAAUUGCCCAUGGAGCAGCAAAAGGGCUCGCGUUUCUCCACAGUGACAAGGCCAAAGUCAUCUACCGCGAUUUCAAAACCUCUAAUAUCCUCCUAGAUGCGAACUAUGACGCGAAGCUCUCAGAUUUCGGCCUGGCGAAGGACGGACCGACCGGUGACAAGAGCCAUGUGUCCACAAGGGUGAUGGGGACAUAUGGGUAUGCUGCACCAGAAUACCUUGCAACAGGCCACCUGACCACGAAGAGCGACGUGUACAGCUUCGGCGUGGUCCUGCUGGAGAUGCUUUCGGGGCGGCGCGCGGUGGACAAGAACCGGCCGACCGGCGAGCACAACCUGGUGGAGUGGGCGCGGCCGUACCUGACGAGCAAGCGGCGCAUCUUCCGUGUCCUGGACCCCCGGCUGGGCGGGCAGUACUCCCUCGCCAAGGCCCAGAAGGCCGCGUCGCUGGCGCUGCAGUGCCUCUCGGUGGACUCGAGGAACAGGCCGAGCAUGGAGCAGGUCGUCGUGGCGCUGGAGCAGCUCCACGACGCCAAGGAGGGAGGGAACAGCCCUCGCCCGCAGCUGCAGAGAAAGCCGAGCAGCAACCGGGGCCUGAACGGCUCGAGAUUGUCGUCGACCAAGGGGAACAACAAGAAGCCCGCCUCACCGAGACCGGUUUGACCGGUCGAGUGGGAUCACACAGCAUAAUCUACUAGAGAGAUGCGUUGAGGUGUAAUGUAUGUAUGGUAUAAUAGGGUUUUAGAGUGGCGAUCUGCGAAGAGGCAGCGGAUUUGUGAAUGUUUUGUGCCUGUGUUGUAGGGAUGUAUCUUUGCAGCUUCUAGUGUUGGUGUGUACAGCUUGUAUCUAUCCGGUUGUAGCUAGUCUGUAUGUAGCUCUUUUUGUCAAUGCUUGGAUGCUUUGGUCUGAUUUAUGAGGUCCAGAGGUUUUGUUUA